Messenger RNA from Colletotrichum graminicola M1.001, 408 nucleotides. Its product is annotated as ribosomal L32p family protein. The transcript is spliced from 2 exons. Lineage: Eukaryota; Fungi; Ascomycota; Sordariomycetes; Glomerellales; Glomerellaceae. The record is from RefSeq and is a predicted model, not a curated record. Gene Ontology annotation, biological process: translation. Gene Ontology annotation, cellular component: mitochondrial large ribosomal subunit. Gene Ontology annotation, molecular function: structural constituent of ribosome. The coding region runs from base 1 to 408 and encodes 135 amino acids.
AUGGCCGCCAUCGCCAUGGGUGCGCAGCCUUUGCGCAUCACCUCUCUUCUUCCCCGAAUUUCCGCGCCGGCUUUCACUCAGACGCCAAGGAUACUUUCACUUUACACGCGUCAAGUCACCAACUCCAUCCUUCCGCUCUCCUUCGCCCUUCCUGCAUUUAACCUCAAUAUCCCUGCCUGGCUAGGCGGCAUCUGGGAAUCCAUCCUGAGGGCGGUGCCCAAGAAGAAGACCUCGCACGCCAAGAAGAGACACAGACAAAUGGCCGGAAAGGCGCUCAAGGACGUCAAAUCUCUGUGCAAGUGCCCGGGCUGCGGCCAGAUCAAGAGGCAGCACAUCGUAUGCCCACACUGCCUUAGCAAAAUCAAGGACUUGUGGAGAGAUGAGAACCCCUCGGGAAAGUUCAUCUAA